CAUGGCCGCUACAUGCACGUUUGAAAAUUCGCCUCUCGCUGUUCUUGAGACAAGUAUGGGUGUAAUAAGUAUUGAAUUAUACUGGCACCAUGCUCCUCGAACUUGUACAAACUUUGCUGAACUUUGUAAGCGUGGCUACUACAAUAAUUGCAAGUUUCAUCGUGUAAUUAAAGAUUUUAUGAUCCAAGGAGGAGACCCAACUGGAACAGGUAGAGGAGGUGCUUCAAUUUAUGGCCGACAUUUUGCAGACGAAAUCUCCCCUGAGCUAAAACACACAGGAGCUGGUAUUCUCUCAAUGGCUAAUAGCGGUCCUAACACAAAUGGAAGUCAGUUCUUCAUAACAUUGGCACCUACACAGUGGCUAGAUGGUAAACAUACAAUAUUCGGCAGAGUUUACGGUGGUAUUAGUGUGGUCAACAGAAUGGGUAUGGUAGAAACUGACACGAAUGAUAGACCUCUGGAUGACGUUAGGAUUCUCAACUCGUAUACUUCCACACUGUAAUCAACUCGUAAAGAUGACAGAUUCUUUUUGCACCAACUGCUGCAUUGUGGAGGGAAACUUUACUCAUGCAAGAGCAUACCGAACACUGAAUGAAUGCAUUCUAAACUUAUUUCAUAGUGAAACAUUUUUUUUAUUAUCUUGUAAAACAAGUACAGAAAUCUUUUGUAGGAAGAACUUACAUGCACACUUGAAGCUUUUUUUCACAAUAUUGAAAAUGACA
Messenger RNA from Saccoglossus kowalevskii, 722 nucleotides. Its product is annotated as peptidyl-prolyl cis-trans isomerase-like 1. The record is from RefSeq and is a predicted model, not a curated record. NCBI's taxonomy places the organism in Eukaryota, Metazoa, Hemichordata, Enteropneusta, Harrimaniidae. Gene Ontology annotation, molecular function: peptidyl-prolyl cis-trans isomerase activity. Gene Ontology annotation, biological process: protein peptidyl-prolyl isomerization; protein folding. Gene Ontology annotation, cellular component: catalytic step 2 spliceosome.